This is a messenger RNA of Hibiscus syriacus, 609 nucleotides long. RefSeq names its product ricin B-like lectin EULS3. The transcript is spliced from 4 exons. Lineage: Eukaryota; Viridiplantae; Streptophyta; Magnoliopsida; Malvales; Malvaceae. Bases 1 to 594 code for a protein of 197 amino acids. The record is from RefSeq and is a predicted model, not a curated record.
AUGUGUUUCCUCGCCGUCUCAGCACUACCGCCACCACCAAACUACCAUCAACCACCCGCCUUUGACGGACCAUAUCCACCGCCACCGCCAUCAUUAUACUUCCAGCAGCCUGCCUUUGAUGGACCAACACCAUUCAUUGAACUACUCUACACCAACACCACCCACAACAAACCUACUGUUAAAAUCUAUUGCAAAGCUGGUCCUAGUUAUCAUCUUACGAUCAGAGAUGGUAAAGUUGUUCUUGCUCCAUCUGAUCCCUCUGAUGAAUUCCAGCACUGGUACAAAGAUGAGAAGUUCAGCACAAGGGUGAAAGAUGAAGUGGGUUUCCCCAGUUUUUCUCUGGCUAAUAAGGCCACUGGUCAAGUCAUUAAACACUCCAUUGGAGCUUCUCAUCCUGUCCAACUGGUACCUUACAAACCAGAUCUUGACGAGUCCGUACUAUGGAGCGAGAGCAAGGAAGUCCAUGAUGGCUACAGAGCUAUAAGAAUGAUUAAUAACAUUCGCCUGAAUUUAGAUGCUUUCCAUGGUGAUAAGAAAUUCGGUGGCAUCCACAAUGGUAUACCGUGUGUUGUGGCAAUGGAACAAGGGAGAUAACCAGAUAUGGAGGAU